Frankliniella occidentalis (western flower thrips) is the source of this 1990-nucleotide messenger RNA. It is a transcript of the gene PpD3, whose product is annotated as serine/threonine-protein phosphatase 5. Gene Ontology annotation, cellular component: nucleus; cytosol. The record is from RefSeq and is a predicted model, not a curated record. Bases 118 to 1581 code for a protein of 487 amino acids. Lineage: Eukaryota; Metazoa; Arthropoda; Insecta; Thysanoptera; Thripidae. The transcript has 11 exons. Gene Ontology annotation, molecular function: protein binding; protein serine/threonine phosphatase activity.
GGGCCGCGGUAAAGUUUUCGACAUUCAUCUCAAUUAGCCUACAAAUGUGCAGCUCUUGCACACUCUGAUUCUGUGUUCCUCAAUUUUGUUACUUUUACAGUCGAGAGAAAAAGUAUCAUGACCACCAAUGAAGAAACAAAAGCUGAAAUAUCGCCUGAAGAUGUCGCCAAAGCUGACAAAUUCAAAGAACAGGCGAACGGUUUCUUUAAAAAGCAAGCUUAUGGAGAGGCCAUAGAUCUUUAUACAAAAGCAAUUGAACUUAAUCCUUGCAAUGCUAUAUACUAUGGAAACAGAAGUAUGGCAUAUCUACGCACAGAGUGCUUUGGUGCUGCUCUUAAAGAUGCUACAAAGGCAAUUGCUGUCGACCAGGGCUAUGUCAAAGGUUAUUAUAGAAGAGCUGAGUCGUAUAUGUCAUUAGGAAAGUUCAAACUUGCCCUAAAUGACUAUCAAGCUGUUGCAACUGUUCGACCAAAUGAUGCCGAAGCAAAACGAAAAGCUUUAGAAUGCAAUAAAAUAGUAAAGAAGAUUGCCUUUGAGAAGGCUAUAUCAGUUGAGACAAAGAGUAUAGCAGAUUCAAUUGACUUUGAGAGCAUGGCACUUGAAGGUGAUUACACUGGCCCUACAUUGGAGGAUGGAAAGGUUACUCUUGAAUUCAUGAAGCAGCUAAUGGAUACUUAUAAGAAACAGGGCAAGCUACAUCGUAAAUAUGCUUACAAGAUACUACUGGAUGUGAAACAGUGGUUCAUGAAACAGCCUACCUUGGUUGAAGUACCUAUCGCAGAUGAUGAUAAAUUUACUGUUUGUGGUGACAUCCAUGGACAGUUCUAUGAUCUCAUGAAUAUUUUUGACCUAAACGGACUUCCAUCUGAAACAAAUCCCUAUUUAUUCAAUGGUGACUUUGUUGACAGAGGAUCAUUCUCCGUAGAAUGUAUAUUUACAUUAUUUGGAUUUAAACUUCUAUAUCCAAACCAUUUCUUUAUGGCAAGAGGUAACCAUGAAAGCCACAAUAUGAAUCAAAUGUAUGGAUUUGAGGGGGAAGUCAAAGCUAAGUAUACCACCCAGAUGUCUCAACUUUUUACGGAAGUCUACAAUUGGUUACCCUUGGCUCACCUUCUGAACCAGAGAGUUCUUGUUAUGCACGGAGGUCUUUUCACUAAAGAUGAUGUAACAUUGGAUGACAUAAGGAAAAUUGACAGAAACAGAGAGCCCCCAGAAGAUGGUCUAAUGUGUGAAUUAUUGUGGUCCGACCCCCAACCACAGAAUGGCAGAGAGUCCAGUAAACGAGGCGUUGGUGUUCAGUUCGGUCCAGAUGUUACCAAUAAUUUCCUGAAAAAGAACAAACUUGAUUAUAUAAUUAGAAGCCACGAAGUUAAAAAUGCAGGAUAUGAGGUUGCACAUGAUGGCAAGUGCAUCACCAUAUUCUCUGCACCUAAUUACUGUGAUACAAUGGGAAACAGAGGGGCAUUCAUUACCCUCCAAGGGAAGGACAUGCUACCCAAGUUCACAUCAUAUGAUGCAGUACCUCAUCCAGAUGUGAAGCCUAUGAUGUAUGCCAACUCCUUACUCAACAUGCUUCCGUAGUGGAUCAGCAUUCUUAUCAGUAUAGCAAUUCAAAAAUUCCAGAACUGAUCACAUGUGACAACAAGAACAACAUUAAUUCAAAGACAGAUCAAUCCCUUGUAAAAGCUACAGAAAUUGAAAUCAUCUCGGUUUGAAAGUGAAGUAUGCUGAGGCUUUUUGUUAAUCUGUUUUCUGGGACCAUCUUUACUUUUUUAGCCAUUUUAAAAAAAACGCAUCUUAAUGAUAGAGUAAAUGCAUUUUUGUAUUAAAAAUCAGAUACGAAAAGGAACUAUGUCUUGUUGUCGGGUCUUCCCUCAUUUUAUAGGAUGUUUUUAUCACAAGCUUUUGAGUAGUUUGGUGAGAUGUGGUGAAAAUGCACGACCUGUGCAUUGUCUUGGUGGAUUAAUAAAUUUAAUUUCUAUACAUUUAA